CGUCAGCGGGCGGAGUAUUAUGGUCUGGGCUGCGCUGGCGGCUGCCUGUGUGCUGCGAGCGGCCGCGUAAACAUGGAGCUCUCGGCCGUCGGGGAGCGCGUCUUCGCGGCCGAGGCCCUGCUCAAGCGCCGCAUCCGCAAAGGGCGCAUGGAAUAUCUCGUAAAAUGGAAGGGCUGGUCUCAGAAGUACAGCACUUGGGAACCCGAGGAAAACAUCCUGGAUGCCCGGCUGCUCGCAGCCUUUGAGGAAAGCUUUGGUUUUUUUAACACCUCUAGGGAGCGAGAAAUGGAGCUAUACGGGCCCAAAAAGCGAGGCCCCAAGCCCAAAACCUUCCUGCUAAAGGCCCAGGCAAAAGCAAAAGCCAAAACCUAUGAAUUCCGCAGUGACUCUUCCAGGGGGAUCCGGGUGCCGUAUCCCGGCAGGUCCCCCCAGGAGCUGGGCUCCACGUCCCGGGCUAGGGAAGGACUCAGAAACAUAGCCCUGGCUCCCCAGGGCAGCUCCAGCACCAGCACCCCCAAGGGAGACGGCAUCCGGGACCGGGUGAUCCGCGUGGAGGAGAAACCCGGGGAGACCCCCAAAAAGAGAGGCCCGAAGCCCAGGAAGGAGCUUUACAAGGACCUGGCGGAGACUCUGGACGCUUCCAAGAGGAAACUGGGGGACCCGGGGGACAAGGUGGGGGACUACCUGAAAGCCAGGAAGAUGGAGGAGGCGGCAGCGGGGGCGGCCAAGUUUGGCUCGGGACACAGCGUCAUCCAGCUGGCCAGGCGGCAGGACCCCGACCUCCCCGGCGCCCUGCCCGGCCCCAACCGAGCCGAGGCGGGUGCCAAGCUGGGAGCUGCUGAGACCUACCCUCCCCGGCUGGCCAAGCACCGGGCAGACUUUCUGGACCCCAAGGGGCAGGGGGGGCUGGACCCCGGUGGGCCCAAGCUCCUGCACGGCGCGGUGAGCCCGGGUGCCGUGGGCAGCCUGUACCGCGACGGCAUGGGGGGCCAGGCAGGGCGGCCCUCCCUCAUCGCCAGGAUCCCCGUCUCCAGGAUCCUGGGGGACCCUGAGGAGGAGUCCUGGAGCCCCUCUCUCAACAACCUGGAGAAGGUGGUGGUAACUGAUGUGACCUCUAACUUUUUGACCGUCACCAUCAAGGAGAGCAGCACGGACCAAGGAUUCUUUAAAGAGAAGCGAUGAGUUUGUCUGUCGGAGGUGGUGCUGGGGUAUUCUUCGCUCAGAUCCAGACAAGAGCUUGGUUAGAGCUUGGUGGGCCUUUUUUUUUAUUAUUUUAUUUUAUUUCUUUUUUUUUUUUUUUCCUGGAGAGGAUUUAGAAACUGUCCUAAAUUCAUUAACUCAUUCUUUUUUUGGUUUUUUUUUUUUACAUCUUACAUUUUGUUGGAAAGAUUAUCUCUAGAGUUAUAUUUUCUAUUAGAUGUAAAUAUGUUAUUUAAGAAAAAAUGCAUAUAUAUAUCUAUAUAUAUAUUUCAACUCUGAGUUGUUUUAUUUAAAUGGAGACAACAGUGACUGCUCAGUUGCUCUUAGAAAGGACAAUAAAACUGAGAACGAACGGAGAUCAUGCAUCUGUUGCAGGAGCCGGUGUACAUAACGAACGAUGUUCAUAGCUAAUUAUGUUCUGGGGUGUUUUUUUUAACUAUUAUUUUUCAUAUGAUGCUAUGGAUGGUGGAGGGGGUAGUGUUACUCCCUCAGAGGGCAAAGUGCCCUGAUUUCUUGAUUGUGAUAUAAGGUGUUGCUUGUACAAUCAAGUGUGCUGCAUCCAGAACUGUUGCCCUUGACAGUUGAAGUAAGCACUUGAAUUUACAGUAUUGUUGGGGAGGGGGCGUUUCCAGUCUAACAAAAAAAAUAAUGUUGCUACAAAGUUGGGGUGGGGAAAAGCAGAAAUCCAUAAAAAGGCGAAAACUGUUCUAGCGGAGUAUUAACUUGAAUUACCUUUUCUUGUGAAGGAAGAGGAGGUUUGUGUGUGAUAUGUUCCUGAGAGGGGUGAUACUGAAAUGCACUUUAAUAGAGUUGUCGUAGCAGUUGUGGGAGAUGGGACUGAGCUGAGAAUCUGUUUUCAUUUUGUCUGGUCGCUUGAUUCUGUUCCCCCACCCACUUUAAAAAAAAAAAAAAAUUACCACCCAAGAAAAAACCCCUCUGUUUACAUUCCUGAAAUGCCAGAGAGGUUUGGGAGGGUAGCAUGUCACUGCCCAUAUUUAGAUGCUUUAUGCCGCUAUAGAAAGUGGAUUAUUUUUUAUCCCCCCCCCCCCCCCCCAACACAGUUCACUUCAGACUGUUGGAAGACUCCAGAUAAAGUGUUUUGUAAUAUCUGCAUCUCUGACAAAUCCCAGAGCCACCUUUAUGCAUUCAGAGACAAUAAAUAUUUCCCUUUUCUUAUGCUAGUUAAACAAUAGCCAAGAGGCAAAAUAUUCCCGUGCGUGAGCAGCCCUGCUGACUCGGGUGGCUUUUUGUGGUUUAUUUGCCUGUUAUGUCUCCUGGCUCUGGGGGUCCCUGCCGAGUUUCUCCCCGGCCCCGGGGCAGGGCACGGCCGUGGGGUUUUGUGGCUCUGAACGCAGUGCAGGGGUUCCCCCGCCGGGUCGAGCAGCGGCCGUGGGGGAGGCGUGGGGGCUGCAGCCCCCCGCUCCGCUCGCCCCUUCUUCCUCCAGCUUGGUUGCAGCCUGACCUGGGUGGGGAGCGAGUCCUUCACCCGUGUUGUGAUUUCGGUUGAGGUGUCCCCGUCCUGAGGCGUUGGUCUGAGCAUCUCUGUGGGUUGGAAAGCACAAAUCUGUCUGGUAGCGCUGGGGCUGGGCCAGGUCGCCCUUGUCCUUCCUCAUCAUCACCGGCUGCCCCGGCCGAACUCCGGAAGGCUCCUGCACGGGGGUGAAAGCACACGGGGCCUGACGGUGGGGAAAGGGGCUGGGGCAAGGAGCAGCCCUCUGGGGUUGGGCCCAGCUGCGGCUCCACCUUGCUUGGUCCCUUUCCCUGUCCUUCUUUGGGGACCUUUGUCAGCCGGCCUAGCAGGAGGAUGCCGUAUUGACUGUACAAAGGGAGCCAUCUCUGCAAGUUCUGGGGGUUUUGUUGGGUUUUUUUGUUGGUUUUUGUUCGGUUGUUUUUUUCGUUUGGUUGGUUUUUUUAAGGCAUAUUUUGUAAAAUUGAGAUUUUUAACUUGGUUUGUACGAAGAAUCGAUGUGUUGGUUUCGGUGCCAGGGCAGCCGACGCAGGACACGUGUGUUGUUGGAGGGAUGACGAUGGGACUGAGCUGCCCGUCCUCCCGCUGCCGCCGUGCCAAGGCUGGAAGGUGCCUCCCUUUGUGAAAGAGCCCGGAGCCGCGCUCCUGCCCCGCCGGGGUGCGGGCGGGAUUUGGUGUGCUUCACUCCAGCCCCGUGUAUAUGUGUGUGUCCUGACACACAUGUAUAGGGAGCAAAACAUACAUGUGGGUGUAUAUGUGUGUAUGUAUAUAGCGACGUAUAUACUGAGUGUGUGUGCGUGGGGGUGUGUGUGUGUGUGUGAAUUAUUUAAAUCUAAGACUUGUACAAAAACGAUUUGGCUAAAUCUCAGUCUCAGAAGUGAAGCUUAACUUACGUGUCUUCUGCCAGCCGUGAAUGUCCAUAUGAGACCUGCUUUUUAUGUGAG
Molecule: messenger RNA, 3612 nt
Organism: Grus americana (Whooping crane)
Lineage: Eukaryota; Metazoa; Chordata; Aves; Gruiformes; Gruidae
Gene: CBX8
Product: chromobox 8
Exons: 5
Coding region: 73-1182 (369 amino acids)
Source: RefSeq, a predicted model, not a curated record